GACUUGGAUGCCAUUGCUAUAUGCAUUAUACACCAGCUGAAUAUAAGGUCCACAGUUUGCAAUUUAUGGAAUUUGCAGAGGUAGAAAAUCAUGAUGACUUCUACACCACAGAAGAUGCGUACAUUCACGUACAGGAUCAGCGAGGUGUUUAUGUAAUGUAUGAUGUAGCUCUUCAGGAUCUGAAAGAGCUAGAGAUGGAGCUUUUGCUUGUGGCAACACACUACAUUGAAACAGACAAGGACCACACAGCAUGCAGUGAAUCUACUAACAGUGCCUGUUCAGAGUGGGCAUAUGCAUCUGUGGAUCGUUCUGCAAUAUUGCUUGACCUUUGGACCUAUGAAAAAGCUUUCUUAGAAAAUAAAUGGCAGCUUCUGGAUAGCUACUUUGAAGCGUAUCAUAAUGCACUCGAUUCAGAAGAAAGGUUUGCUUUGGCCCAAGUAAUAACUGACAUCAUAUACAAACGCCCUCGGUUUGAUUUCCGCCUUGGAUAUUUUGCGAACAUCUAUAAAGAUGAGUGCACUUGCUUAAGGCUUCACCUACAGCUGGUGAAGGAUGUAUUGAACAAACAGAUAGAUAACCAGCGUAAAUAUAACCAUAAGAUUUGGCGUGAUGGUCCCAAAGGUGGCAUCAGUGAAUAUGGUUUUCCUCCAUAUAUAAUUGCAAAACAAUUAAUUGCUGUGAAUAACAGUCCUUCAGCUUUGAAGAACAUUUAUUUGCUGGAGUUCCACCCCUCCCUUGGCCUGGUAUCUUUAAUCCCAAAAGCUUUGGAUCAUGUCCUCCAGGAAUUCCAGCAAAUCUGUAGGCCAAAAAUUGCCAGUGAUGUAAUUAAUUUGGAGAAAUGUGUACUGCAACUUGCCCUGGAUGCAUGGAUGACAAUGGAAAGUCCAGAGUCUUUUUAUGGCUUUCAGAUUCAAAAAGAUGUAUUCGUGGAUGUUCUGGUUGAAGAUCCCUCUCUUGUAAGAGAGAUUGCUAUGUCAGCGCUGAAAUCCGUAACAGAGGAAGAACUGAAACGGGACAAAGGCAAACAUGUGCAUGUUGUUACUAUUUUCUCAAGGCUGCUGGAACUUCUAACUCUUCGUCAUCGAUUGAUAGAAGCAGCAGUAGAGACUGCACAGUUAGGCAGAAUAUACAAAGAAUUUGCAAGAGGAAUGGGUUUUGAUGAAUUCCAUUUGUACUUAAGGCCUGUGUUCUUUGAAUUUGCAACCUACAAAGAGAAAGCAGAUCAGCUCCCACCAAUAUUUAUUACUUCUCUUCUUGAAGAUGACAGCAGUGUGGAUAGGUAUAUUCCAUCGAGUUUAGUGCUAAGCAUACAAGAUAUUGACAAUCAAAUAGGAAAAUUUAGCUUUCACAGAAGAGAGAGCAUUCUUCAGCUCUUAUUGCACUCUGGAAUCGAAAACUUGCAGAUUUCUCUUGCCUGCCAAGUCACUCAGAAAAAUACACUCCUUGUUGGUGUUCAGCAGGCUGCAUUAUGCCACAUGAUACAUCCCACACAAACUGUAGACAUGAAGGAAGGAAGCCUGAGCCUGAGGAGUCAGAGCAGCUCAGCAAGUGAAAGAAGUUCUACUAUUGGGAAUGAAACAGAGAACCAAUUGCCGGCAACAGCACCACUGAUCUCUUAUUCCCAUCUGCGUUUUGCAACCGGACACUGGAGUUUGAAGAGACCUCCAGAAGCCUUUAUUUCAAUUCAGCUGGAGAAACAAGGUCCACGGGACAGUAUGUUGAACACAUUCAUUCAAAAAACUCAAAUACUGGGAAGUAGAAUGCAAAAUCCAGAUGAAGUUAAUAAAGUCAAGAGAGAAGUUAUCGCUGAAUACUGUCAUAAGGUUACCCAUCGUAUGUCACAAUACUCUCUUCGAAGCCAGAUCAUUGCAUUUUACAACAGUAUAAAAGCUUUGCUAGAAGAUCUCCCCAGUGUGAGAGACAAAUACUUCAUUAUAGGAUUACCACAAGAGAAGAAAGGGGAGAAGGAAAAACCUGAGAAUGAUCCCAGGUCAUUCCAUUCACGACCCCGUUGUUUGCUGUCUGCUGAUGGGCGAUCCUUUUUGAACCUGUGGUUCAUCCCCCACACCUCCGAAAUACUAUUUAUGUUUAAAAUGCUGCCAGAGAAGACUGGCUACAGGGCCCUGAGACUGACACUGCAAAUAGUGGCAGCUUUUCACGACAUCGUUUCAUACAUUUUCAGCUUUGCUCAACUAGGAAGUGUUCCAGGCUGCUUUGAUUACUUUUGUCCUGAACAUUUAACUGCAGACUGGGGAGGAACUGAACAGAUUGGAAUGGAACUCCAAGAGCUACAGAAAAUGAUAGAUAACCUACACAAUCCCUCAGAUCCUAACAAAGUAGCCCAGAUGCUGAGCUUGCACAGAGAAAUUCUUUUUCUGCAAUUUGAUGCGGCUGUUAGACAUUCCAUGAGAAAAGCAUUUUUGUCAUCUGGAAAUGUUUCUGCCUAUCAGAGUGUUACAGACAACAUCUACCAUGGGUUACCUCCCCUAAGUAACUCAGUUGUUAGAAGUGUCUUUGCUUCUCAGCUCCUGCUUCCGCAACUGCUAGAUCCAUAUGGUCACAGAACCCUGUUGUUGUUUCCCUGGAGAACAUUCCUAGCCAAUGGAGGUCCAUUUCCCGUCACCAUCAGCAAUCUAAACCCCUUAAAUAAUAACAUGCAGUUAUGUCUGUGCGGUCUAAAUGAUGAGGAUCGAAGAGUUGUCCAUGGGGAGCUUGUUGGGAUGCACUUUGAAAUGGAGGACGUACCUGGGAACAAUUACGGAGUUCUGGAUGAUCACAGUAAAUGGAGAACCUUUGGGGGAAAGCAGAGUUCAAGAGCACCUGCUGAAAUAAGUGGAGAUUCUUCUGGAGCACCACUGGAGCUGCCUGAUUCACUGGCCUCAUGUGCCUUGUUGAAAUCUUAUUUGAUAUUAUGGAAACAAUUAGAAGUAUCCAAGACAGAAUGGGGAAGACUCAAGCUGAAGGCUGAUGAUAUCAACACAGUUCCUUUACACAAGCAAUUUUCUGAAAUAUACAAUGCUGAAAUUCUUUACCCUGCUAUAAGAUCUGUAGCCAUACAUAUGGGUCUAGAAGAUGAAUUUGAAGGAUUUGGUACUACGUCGCAGUAUAUAUUCCCUUUUAAAGAUGCUUCGGAAGUUGAGCUCAAAACACAUCAGCUUCAAAAGCUGCUGGAAAGUCUAGAAAUACAUAUGAUCCAUGACGUGCAAAAGAAAAUAAACAAAGAGAUGACAUUGGUUAUAUCUGAAAAAGCAAGAGAAGAGAGAAAUCUUCCUACUGAACUCUGGAAGCAUUGCAGCAUGCAAGAAAACUUCUCAGUUGCGAGGCCAGAAAUAGUUGAGUCAUUUAUACAGAGGCUAAUGGAAAAUCACCAAGAAACUGAUGCAGAGAUCAUUAUUGGAAAAGACCACCUACAAAGAUGCCUCACUGCUCUAGGUUGUGACAUCAUGGCCAGAGAACGCAGCAACUUUGAGACCUAUUCCAUGUUCUAUGAAAAUAUCCUCCAGCAGCAGCAGCAGCUAUUGUAUCAAAAAGAACAAGAAAUACAUGCAACAGAAGACAAAGGAGGAAAUGCUGAGCUGGGGCUUAGUCAGGUAGCAGACCUGAGCCAUGAAAUGAUCAUGGAAAUAAUAGCUCUGAGAGCCAGAUUUGCUGAUCUACAAAGAGAUGAUUACAGCUUCAAACAGCAAAUAAGAACAGAAGUGCAAGAGGAUUAUAACGCAUUAGUGCAGAAUUUAUUUGUGAUGUGCUUGCAACUGAAAGGGAAACUAGAUGAGUAUCGCUUAAGCAUCAGUCAACACAUGUUUGAGAUCAUCAGUGAGGUGAGGAGAGAUGGAGUGGACAAAAUGAUCGACCUGAAGAAGAAGUUUGGCUCCACUAAAGACAACAGUGGGCUCAAAGACCAUUUGGCUCAACAGGGGCAACUGCAAGAGCUCAGGGAUGAAAGCAGCCGUUUGGGGGAGUUGGUAUGCAAACUGAAGACCAUGUGCUGCUGGAAAAAAGCAGUCCAAAAAGCACAAUUGUCUGCCUCCUUGAGAGAGAUGGAGAAGGAGGCCAUUCAAAACAAAAAACAGUGUCUGAAAUUCAAGAUGAUGGCAGAACAGGAGUCUGUUUUAUUUCGUCAGCAAUUGAAGGCUGCAAGGAAAGCUUUGGCACAGUCUCAGGCAGAGAAUAAAAGGCUGAAGCAACAGCUCGACAAACAGGAACUCUUGCUACAAGAGGCAGAGCACAGGAUGAAUCAAGAAGUCCACAGAAAGCACAAAGUCGAUCAGAUUAAGACAGAGAACUUGGAAAGGAUGCUAGAGGAUCUUGGAGAGAGAAAACUGAGAUUGCAGUGCCUGUCAGCAGAAGCUGAGAAAUCCUCAAAGAUAAGGCAGCUUCAAGAAAAAAAAGUGAAAAAAGAAAUCCACCAAAUAAGAAGCCAGCUGGCACAGGAGCGCAGUUUAAAACUGGAUGCCUUCCAGAGAGUAAAUGAGCUUCAGAGUCACCUUUAUGACAUGGAAACUACAUCAUCCCAGAGAAAUUUCUCAGCAAGCUCUGCUUCAUGGAGUCAGAACACAGGAAUAUCAAUGUCCACACUAACCAGGGAUUUCAAGCAGCACUUUUUGACUGACUCUAUGCGUAACAGCAACAAAGCUCCAGAAAAGAGUCAACGUCCUAAGACGGUACCCAGAAGCUGGAGAAACAGAUUAGUAGAUGCUGUCUUGCCAGAUCUUAUAGAAAAGUCUCAUUCUACCCUAUCUGUGCAGUUUGGUGAACAGGGGGGACCUCAGCAUUGUUUACCAGGGCAGCCACAUCAGUAAGUAGCAUGUGUUCCAGAUGUAUACUCCGUAUUGCUGAGAACUGCAAAAAGAAUCUGUAGUUACACAACCUGAUAAAGUAUUUUCGACCCUUACCCCAUUUUUUCUACUGGGUUUAAAUGAAAUCUGCCAAGUAAUAAAACUUAUGACCUACCAGAGUAUACAUUGAGUGCAACUCUUCACUGGAUGCAGAGGCUCCUUUCACGAAGGUUGCGCAGAACUGCACCAACCUAUGGUACAACAUGAUGUUUAUCAUGUUUCCCCUCAGGCUUGCAGUAACCCAAGCCACAUAUAAACAAGUCAUGCUUACUAAGAUCAAGGCCUGAGCUGCUCACGACUUUCAAAAACAGAGAUCAAGAAACCAGUCAGCAGAUAAGAAUUAGGCUAGCAUACUCACCCUUCCUGUAUACAGUACCUUUAACCUACACAAAGAGAGCAAGACUGUGUUUUUCGCUUCCAAAGAAAAAUUACACUCAAAAAUAUUUUUGAAACUAAAUUCUUAUAGCUUAUCUGUAACAGUAAAAUGGAGGUAGUUAAUUUGUUUCUCAGUUUCAAGCUACAAAUUGUAAAAUUACCCAAAUUGAUAGUAGAUGGAGCUGCUUUAAGUCAGCUGUGUCUUGACAGGAAAGGAAGAUAGGCAGACUGACUGAGUCAGGGACAAACC
Eublepharis macularius is the source of this 5460-nucleotide messenger RNA. RefSeq names its product coiled-coil domain-containing protein 162-like. The transcript has 34 exons. The record is from RefSeq and is a predicted model, not a curated record. NCBI's taxonomy places the organism in Eukaryota, Metazoa, Chordata, Lepidosauria, Squamata, Eublepharidae. Bases 21 to 4799 code for a protein of 1592 amino acids.